Protopolystoma xenopodis is the source of this 567-nucleotide messenger RNA. The record is from the annotation of a GenBank genome assembly. NCBI's taxonomy places the organism in Eukaryota, Metazoa, Platyhelminthes, Monogenea, Polystomatidea, Polystomatidae.
AUGCAUGUAGGCCCGAGCCCUGACCGCUUGCUCUAUACACAAACACACAAACAGGCAGACACCCUCUCCCUCUUUCAAAUUACACCACCAUCAGACCGCUCUCGAGGCACCAACGCACCUAACAACAGUCCCCUCAGUCGGAGCAUGCAAGAACACCCUCAGCACCAACACCAGUGUUCACUUUCCCGUGACGCCCGAUCGCUGGGGCUCAGUUUUGCCGGCUCCGCAGGAGUCGGACCCACUUCGGCUCCCCAUUUGACAACCUACGAAGCCCAGAGUGGGUGUGCAAAAAAGCCAAACCCAUCCACUGAAUUCUGGGCCAAAAUGUGCCAUUCUCUACUCUUUAGCGCCUUGAUAAAACCGAUAGGACAUUCGCGUCUUGGCGAUUCCGCUCAGGCUUGUGGGCUUGACAUAACAGAACGUCCUGAUAGACAGGCCUUGUACUUCGGGCCACUUGCGGCUAUAUGCAACCAAGAUCCGUUGCCAUACCCGAGUGUGGCUAGCUCUAUGUGUAAGGUUGUCCGUGAUCUUGCAGGUAGGCCGAGUCAUGAGAUCCAGCACUUUUGA